Aspergillus campestris IBT 28561 is the source of this 1602-nucleotide messenger RNA. Its product is annotated as CDC50/LEM3 family protein. The transcript has 7 exons. Gene Ontology annotation, cellular component: plasma membrane; endoplasmic reticulum; Golgi apparatus. The coding region runs from base 111 to 1289 and encodes 392 amino acids. The record is from RefSeq and is a predicted model, not a curated record. NCBI's taxonomy places the organism in Eukaryota, Fungi, Ascomycota, Eurotiomycetes, Eurotiales, Aspergillaceae.
GUAUGCUUCGCAUCAGGUAUUAGAGGAUUCAAAACUAACCAACUACUAUGUAGUUUUCAUCUCCCUAGUCGAACAUUAUCUUGAAAUUGGCAAAGCAAGCCGUGAAUACCAUGUCGCGAGCAGAUGUUUCUCACACAGAGUCCUCGGGCGAACAAGAUCCUAGGGACGAUGUUGAAAAUGAUAAGAAAUCCAAAAGCAGAAGACCAGCAAACACCGCUUUUCGACAGCAACGUCUGAAAGCAUGGCAGCCUAUUUUGACACCGAAGAGUGUAUUGCCGCUUUUUUUUGCUGUUGGUGUUAUAUUCGCUCCUAUUGGAGGCCUGCUUUUAUGGGCGAGCUCUCAAGUUCAAGAGAUUAUCAUAGAUUACUCUGAAUGUCACAAAGCGAGUGAUCAUCCCGUUGACAUCUCCAAUCAAGUCACUUCCACCUUUACCAUGGACAACCGCCCGACAUGGCAGUACAACGGUUCAGUUUGCACCCUGCUUUUCGAGAUUCCAGAGAACAUGGGUCCUCCUGUUUACAUGUACUACCGUCUCACGAAUUUCUACCAGAAUCAUCGGAGAUACGUCAAAUCUUUGGAUAUAGAGCAACUCAAAGGAAAGGCAGUCGACACCAAAACUAUUGACAGUGGCUCAUGCGAUCCUCUCAAACUUGACCCGAGCGGCAAACCAUACUACCCAUGUGGGCUUAUCGCCAACUCUCAGUUCAAUGAUACAAUUAGCAGCCCCGUGCGGCUGAGUUCUCUCGACCCCGAAACGUACCAGAUGACCAAUAAGGGGAUUGCCUGGGAUAGCGAUAGAGAGCUUAUAAAGAAAACACAGUACAAGCCUGGACAGGUUGUUCCACCCCCGAAUUGGGAGAAACGCUUUCCAAAAAAAUAUGUUGAUGGUAUUCCCGACCUUCAUGACGAUGAAGAGUUCAUGGUUUGGAUGCGAACUGCAGCGCUGCCUGAUUUCAGCAAGCUCUCUCGAAAAAAUGACAACACACCCAUGCGAGCAGGGACCUAUCAGCUGAACAUCACGCACAACUUUCCUGUCACAGAUUAUGGCGGCACGAAGUCGAUCCUCUUAACUACGCGCACAGUUAUGGGGGGGCAAAAUCCUUUCAUGGGGAUUGCCUAUGUUGUUGUUGGUGGAAUUUGCGUCCUACUUGGGGCCCUCUUCACUGUUGCUCAUUUAGUACGGCCUAGAAAACUCGGCGACCACACUUACUUGACAUGGAAUGCUGAGCCGGAAGGCGCCGCUGUUGCGACAGGAAGAGAUACCAGGUAUGGGUCACAAGCGCCUUGAAACGCCUGCUUUGCAGCCCAUAGCAAUUUUCUUCAACUUAGCCUAGCUCAAACUAUCUUUCAACUGGUUCUGUAUAUUACAAGGCGCUUUUGUUGUUACGUUUAUAUUAGCAGGGCGAGACAUCACUGGUAUUUUGGAUUGUUUCGCCAUGAACGGGCGAAGGCGUCAAAUGGAGGAGUUUCACUCUGGUCAAAGUCUGGUAUAAGUGUCUCACCCCUUCUUUUGUUUCUCCCUUGCUAGCAUUCAUUCGUCUGUGACGGGUUUGUUUAUCAUUGUAAUUAAGCGUUAAUUCCAGGAGAAAUGUCUCACCCUU